AGCCCUCAUUCUCUCUCUUUCCUCUCUGAUUUCUCUCCCCCUUGUUCUCUCUUGCGUGGGGGCGGCUCUUCUACACCAGAUCGGCCACCACAUCGAGAAGUAGUGGUUCAUCGUUCAAUCUCCUCCUCUCUCCCUUCGUUCCUACUUCCAAGUAUCAAUCUGGGCUUCUCCCUCCCUUCUCCGCUUCACGAUCAACCAAUCGCGCGCUGAAGAAGGCCCCUUCCCUCCAUUGCUGCGCGCAGUGACCUUUGCUCCUGCUUCCUCGGCUGCCUAUGGCGCUCUUCUGCUCGGCGGUGGCAUCUUUGCUUAUGUGAGAUAUGUGAGCAAGGGGUCUGUGAUCGGAGGUUUAUCUGGAGCUUUGGAAGGUUGAUUGCAUUGUGUGGUCUGGUUCAUAGCUAGCUACACUUGGUAGCUCUAAAAAGCUUCUAGUAUUGCUGAUCUUGAAGCAUUAAGAAUUUGAGAGUCACUUGCUUCAGGGAGUUAUCCUUAACUGAUGUUAUAAUGAGUACUAAUGUAACAAGCCAAGACAUGGCCUCCAUGAAUGAAGAAAGCAACUUUACUAGUCCAGAGAACCAGCCAGUGAAACGCAAACGUGGUCGACCUCGAAAAAGUGAGAGUCCUGGAUUAGAGCGUGUUAAUAAGGCUCAGUCUGUUUUGACCAAUCCAACUGGUAGUUCGACUGAUGGCCUUGUAGGUCAGCCAGUUUCUGGCCAUCUGGAUGGUGCCUUUGAUUGCGGCUAUCUUUUAACUGUUCGAGUUGGUCCGUCUGGACCUGUCUUCAAGGGCAUGGUCUUUGAGCCUGGCCGAUCUGUUCCUGUCACAGCAGAGAAUGAUAUUGCUCCUCAUCUUCCUAUGCAACAAAGAGUAGAUGUAAUGCAAAUGGUUGGAGAACAGAAUCAAGCUGCCGCUUCCCGAUCACCACAGGCUUCCCAAAGAACUGAUACUUCUAUUCCCUCUGCUACUGGCCACAUGCCUGAGGGUUCAUCUGACAAAGUUCCUGUUGCUCCUCCAAUGCAUGCUUCAGAAGGAAUAACAGAUGAUGCAGACCCAAGCACACAGAAUGAGGCUGAUGCUUUGCAGUCCGAACUUUUGAAGCUGGGUAACGUGGAAACUACUACCGAAAAGGUUACUUCUGAUCCAGGCCCUCAAGCUGCGCUUGAACCUAACCAAUCUGAAAAUAAUACAAUCCCAAAUGUGUUUUCAUCUUCAAAUGAGGGGGCUCUUCCAGUGACCGCCCAAGGUUCUGAAGCUCAUGUUGGAGAGGGAGUUCAGGCAUCUAGUGAUAUUGAAGUAGGCCUGGUGGAAGUUGCAAAAGACGCACAUGGGACUGAAACUUCUGACGACAUUGUGCUGGGAAAAGAAAUUGGAAGUGAAGUACCAGACUCCCUUGGGCUAGGAGCUCAACUUCAAACCAAUGCUUCACCAAAAGAUCAGAUCAAGGAAUUGCAAGACUUGAAGGAACAAACUGCAGACACUGAUCUUCCAACUUCUGAAGCUAUGACGUCUCAUGAUGAAUCUGGGGUGAUGCAGACAUUUAACCAAACUGAAGUUGGCAUGGACAACCAACCUGCUCAUUCAAGCUAAAUUUUCUAGUAAUGGCUGCUGAUAAUAGUCUAGCUUGACUUUGGACGCAGUAUUAUCUUGUGAUCAGAUUUUUCUAACCUAGAUCUUUUUGCUUAGGCAGAUGUUUUGAUAUUUAUUUUCGGACUUGACAUAGUAUUAUUGUACAUGUGGUAUGCAUUUAGCAUUAGAUUUGAGAUUUUGAAGUAUUUUGAACAUUGGAAUGUUGUUGCGCCAACAACGCUGUUAUUAUAACAGUGUAAUGUUGUUUUUGCA
Molecule: messenger RNA, 1836 nt
Organism: Dioscorea cayenensis subsp. rotundata (Guinea yam)
Lineage: Eukaryota; Viridiplantae; Streptophyta; Magnoliopsida; Dioscoreales; Dioscoreaceae
Exons: 4
Coding region: 502-1584 (360 amino acids)
Source: RefSeq, a predicted model, not a curated record